GUCGCGCUACUACUUGCUAUUCGUCAUUCGUUCAAACUGCAACUAUCGUUCGUGCAGAUUUUUCGUUUCGUAAACAAUUAUUGUCACGCUCGUUAUAUCGUAACGAUUUAUUCCUUGUUCAAUUAAAUACAUUUUGAUUCUCUUUGAAACAACAACAAUGGCCGAAACUGUCGCAUCCGCUGCUGCAGCUGCCGCUGCUCAAGCACAACAACAAACUAAACCGAAAAAAGCUUCUGGAGCUAAAAAAUCUGCAAAGCCAAAAACGGCCGCAACUCAUCCACCAGUGGCUCAAAUGGUCAAAGCAGCUAUUGUAGCGUUGAAAGAACGUAAUGGUUCAUCAUUGCAAGCCAUCAAGAAAUACAUCCAAUCCAAUUAUAGUGUUGAUAUCGAACGCAUGUCACCGUUCAUUCGAAAACAUUUGAAAAGUGCCGUUGCAAAAGGCUUGUUGAUCCAAUCGAAAGGCAAAGGUGCUUCUGGUUCAUUCAAAUUGAACAAAGGUGAAAAGAAAGAAGCUAAAGCCAAAAAACCGAAAACUGUCAAAGCAGCCAAAACGGUGAAAAAAGAAAAACCUGCUGGCGUGAAAAAAGCUAAACCAUCAUCGAAACCUAAAUCGGCUGCCGUUACGGCUACUGCUACCACUGUUGCUGGAACCAAAAAGGUAAAACCAUCGAAACCAGCUAAAUCACCGGCAAAAGAAGGACAGGAAAAGAAAGCCAAGAUUGAAAAGAAACGUAAAGCACCAAAAUCACCGAAAAAACCAAUGGUUAAAUCAACAACAUCGGCUCCGGCUAAAAAAGCUAAACCAGCAAAAUCGCCAUCAAAAAAAGCAGCAGCAGCUAAAAAACCGUCGACAACGAAAAAAGCAGCCGCUGGUGGAACAAAGAAGUGAUCGGAUUGAAUUGAAAUUUUUUUUUUUUUCAUAUAUAACCAAUAUAAUCGAAAUAUAUCGAAACAUUUCUCAUCCAUGACAUGAACAUUUAAUGAUAGUACCUCUCUGAUUGUAUAUCAUUCUCAUAUUCUCAUAUGAUUGUUUAUUAUUACAUUUUUUCGCUUGUAUAGUUUUACAUCAAACAUUCAUACACAUGAUACAUAUUUGCAAACAAAAACCAAAUUCAUGAUUGAUUAUUCUUUGACCGUGAAUAAAUUUGUUUCAUUCAUCAUAA
Messenger RNA from Dermatophagoides farinae (American house dust mite), 1163 nucleotides. RefSeq lists its product as uncharacterized. NCBI's taxonomy places the organism in Eukaryota, Metazoa, Arthropoda, Arachnida, Sarcoptiformes, Pyroglyphidae. Gene Ontology annotation, biological process: negative regulation of DNA recombination; chromosome condensation; nucleosome assembly. Gene Ontology annotation, molecular function: double-stranded DNA binding; structural constituent of chromatin; nucleosomal DNA binding. The record is from RefSeq and is a predicted model, not a curated record. Gene Ontology annotation, cellular component: nucleosome; nucleus.